Molecule: messenger RNA, 4218 nt
Organism: Monodelphis domestica (gray short-tailed opossum)
Lineage: Eukaryota; Metazoa; Chordata; Mammalia; Didelphimorphia; Didelphidae
Gene: MIB2
Product: MIB E3 ubiquitin protein ligase 2
Biological process (GO): protein ubiquitination
Cellular component (GO): cytoplasm
Molecular function (GO): ubiquitin-protein transferase activity; zinc ion binding; protein binding
Source: RefSeq, a predicted model, not a curated record
GAGGGACGGGCGCCUGAGCCGGCGAGAAGAGGCGUCUGGGGAGGUGCCUGAGCCCUGGGCCAGACUCCUGCGCCCCAGCGGCCGGGAAGGGGCCCCCUCGGGCGCCUGCUCCGCUCAGAGUGCCCGCUGGGUGCCUGUCGCUUUAAAUAGCGGCGCCUGUUCUCUGGGGCUGUGCUAAGUGACAGCUGGGAAGGUGGGGAGAGGAAGGGGAGGCAUGAGCGGGGCUGGCUGUGCGCCUGCGGCCACGGCUCUGCUCCUCGCCGGGGGGCCGGGCACGGAUGGGCAGCGGCGGGGGCCGGGGGCCCGGGAGCCUGGCCUGGCCCGGGGGCAGCCAGCUGCGAGCGGCCCCUUUGGCCAGUGAUCGGAAGCUCGACCCUUUCCCGUCCCCUGCCCUGGAGAGAGCCCAGAGGAGGGAUGCGGAGCGCAGAGCUGGGCAGGGGUUGCCGUGGCGGCUUUUAAGGAAAAGCAGCGAGCGGCUUCCUUCGUCCUUUGACCGGUCGUCUGGAGCCCAGGCUGGGCUUCCCGCGGGGCUCCCGGCUGGGAAUAUGCAGCCCCUCGGGGGCCCCUAACAGCUCGUCUCCUGCGCUGGGCUGCUGCUCCUCCCAGACGGGGUGGCCCCCCAUGGAUUCGGAGUGCUACGCCAGCAUGCAGGUGGGGAUGCGCGUGGUGCGAGGGGCCGACUGGAAAUGGGGCAACCAGGACAACGGCGAAGGCAACGUGGGCACCGUGGUGGAGAUCGGGAGGCAGGGCAGCCCCACGACCCCUGACCGGACGGUGGUGGUCCAGUGGGACCAGGGAACCAGGACCAACUACCGGACUGGCUUCCAGGGCGCCUACGACCUUCUCCUCUAUGACAACGCCCAGAUAGGGGUCCGGCACCCCAAUAUCAUCUGUGACUGCUGCAAGAAGCAUGGGCUGAGGGGCAUGCGCUGGAAGUGCCGGGUCUGCUUCGACUAUGACCUCUGUACCCAGUGCUACAUGAACAACAAGCACGACCUGGCCCACUCCUUUGAGCGUUAUGAGACUGCACACUCGCGCCCAGUCACCGUGAGUGCCCGCCACAACCUUCCUCGAAUCACCCUGAGGGGCAUCUUCCAAGGCGCCAAGGUCCUCCGGGGCCCAGACUGGGAAUGGGGCAAUCAGGAUGGGGGUGAGGGGAAGCCAGGCCGUGUGAUCGACAUCCGCGGAUGGGACGUGGAGACGGGGCGCAGCGUGGCCAGCGUGACCUGGGCCGAUGGCACAACCAACGUCUACCGUGUGGGGCACAAGGGCAAGGUGGACCUCAAGUGUGUAGUGGAGGCGCCCGGCGGAUUCUAUUACAAAGACCACCUACCUCGGCUAGGCAAGCCCGCCGAGCUGCAGCGGAAGGCCAGUGCCGAGAGCCCGCCCUUCCAGCAUGGAGACAAGGUCAAGUGUCUGCUGGCCAUGGAUAUUCUCCGCGAGAUGCAGGAGGGCCACGGAGGCUGGAACCCCAAGAUGGCCGAGUUCAUUGGCCAGACGGGGACAGUCCACCGCAUCACCGACCGGGGCGACGUGCGGGUCCAGUUCAAUAGUGACGCCCGCUGGACCUUCCAUCCUGGUGCCCUGACCAAGCAUAACACGUUUUGGGUCGGUGAUAUGGUCCGAGUCAUUGAGGACCUAGAAACGGUGAAGCGCCUGCAAGCCGGCCAUGGGGAGUGGACGGACGACAUGGCCCUGGCCCUGGGCCACAUCGGGAAAGUGAUGAAGGUUUUUGGGGACGGAGACUUGAGGGUGUCCAUUGUCGGAGGUCAGUCCUGGACUUUCAACCCUGCCUGCCUGAUGGCGUACCACCUGGAGGCCGAUGCCAACCUGAAUGCCACAGAAAGUGCCAAGGAGCCAAAGAGCUCCCUGGGAGCUGCCCUGGAGAAGCUGCUCACCCAGAAGAGUGACCCCGAGCAGCCGGGGCGGCUGGUGACUGAGGUGGCUCACGGCAACGUCGCCAGGGUGCUGGAACUGGUGAAGAGGCACCCAGACAAGGUGGAUGUCAGAAACCAGGGCCGGACGGCCCUCCAGGUGGCCUCCUAUCUCGGCCAGGUGGAGCUGGUGCGGCUGCUGCUGCAGGCCCACGCGGGCACAGACCUGCGGGAUGAUGAGGGGGACGCCGCGCUGCACUACGCGGCCUUCGGGAACCAGGCCGAGGUGGCCCGGGUGCUGGUGAGCCGCGGAGCCUGCGUCAACCUGAUCAAUAACGCCAAGUGCACCGCCCUGCACGUGGCCGUCCGCAAGGGCUUCCCGGAGGUGGCGUGCGUCCUGUGCGAGCAAGGCUGUGACGUCAAUCUGCCCGACAUGUGUGGAGACACCCCCUUGCACUGUGCCAUCUCAGCAGACACCAAGGGCAUCAUCGAGAUCCUCACCGAGGUGCCCACCAUCGACUUCACCGCCUCCAACUGCCAAGGCUUCAACCUGCUCCACCACGCUGCCCUCAAAGGCAACACGCUAGCCGUCCGGAGAAUCUUGGCCCGGGCCCGGCAGCUAGUAGACACCAAAAAGGACGACGGCUUCACGGCCCUCCACCUGGCCGCCCUCAACAACCACCGGGAAGUGGCCGAGACCCUCAUCAAAGAGGGCCGCUGUGACGUGAACCUCCGCAACAACCGCCACCAGCUGCCCCUCCACCUGGCCGUGACCCAGGCCCACGUGGCGCUGCUGCCCCUGCUGGUGGGCGCCGGCAGCGACAUCAAUGCCGAGGAUGAGGCCGGGGACACGGCCAUGCACAUCGCCCUGGAGAAGCACCAGCUGCUGGCACCGCCCAUCGAGGCCGCUGGUGCCGAUGAAGGAGCCGGGCUCUUCUCCAGGCUCCAGGCCUCCAGCUUCCUGGGUGGUGCAGAGCCCACGGUGGGCAUCGCCAUGGCCUGCUUCCUGGCCCAAGAGGGCGCCGACGUGAGCUAUGCCAACCACUGGGGCAAGUGCCCGCUUGACGUGGUCACCGACAGCCGUGCGGCUCAGGCCAUUCGGAGCUUUGCCCAGAGGUUCAGGGAGCAGCAGGGCUCUCUGGGCAGCGCAGGGCGUGCCUGCGGCCUGCGGCGGAUGCACAGCACGCCCAACACCAUGACCAACCUGAGCGUGGGCGGAGCUGGCGGCGGGGCCCCUGCCGGGCCCUCUGAGUGUCUCGUGUGCUCCGAGCUGGCCCUGCUGGUGCUCUUCCUGCCCUGCCAGCACAGCAUCGUGUGCGAAGAAUGUUCCCGGAGGAUGAAGAAGUGCAUUCGCUGCCAAGUCACCAUCAACAAGAAGCUUCGGCAAGACAGCAGCGAGGUGGCAAGCAGCCUGUCGGGGCUGGAGUCGGCGGGGCAGCGGCAGCUGAUGGAGGAGCUGCAGAGCCGCUACCGGCAGAUGGAGGAGCGCAUCACGUGCCCCAUCUGCAUCGACAGCCACAUCCGCCUGGUGUUCCAGUGCGGCCACGGCUCCUGCCUCGAGUGCAGCUCGGCGCUCAGUGUCUGCCCCAUCUGCCGCCAGGCCAUCCGCGACCGCAUCCAGAUCUUCGUGUGAGCCCAGAACUCGAGCGGGGGCGACCUGCGGGCCGAGCUCGGGCCGGGCCCCGACCGCCUCGGCCGGCCUGCUCGACGGUCCCGCGGCCCCUCUCGCUGCCAGGGAGGCCCCGGCGAUCGAGCACUUUACAGGAGGGGGCUGGGGGUGCCAGGCUGGGCCCGGGUCUCCGGCACGCUCGGGGGUGGGCAGAAUUGGACGCUCGGCUCGGGUGGACGUCGGAGGUGGGUCCCGGCUGCCGCGCCGCGCCACGCCCAGGAGAUUCCCGCCCUCUUCUCGGGGUGGGCAGGCUGGGCUCCGGGCGGGGACGCAGUGGGGGCCCAGGAGGGGCCUCUUCUGCCGCCGGGGCUGGGGGGGCCCCUCAUCUCUUCACAGCCCCCCCCCUCGGCCUCCACUGGCCCGCCCACCCCAUGGGGCUUCAGGGACUCUCGGCCAUGGGCACCGCGGCCAGCAGCCAUCCGUGCCAGGGGACACGCCGCUUCCGUCCUCCCAUGAGCUCCAGUGUGUGGCGUGUUGUGAUUCCCCGCAUCCUUGUGUUGGCUGUCCGACCUCCCCAGCCCAGGUACCAGCUGUGUCCUGUUACAAAAGAGCCAUUUUUCCAGUAUCUGCCUUUGCAAAAACUCCCCUCACCAAACACGCACACACAGGCGCACACGCGUGCGCACAUGCACACACACAGCCAGAUGCAUUUUAUAAAAGGAAAAAUGAAUUUUG